AAAAAACGUGGUAGACCACUUGGUUCAAGAGAUUUGAAACCAAGAAAAUUUAAACAGCAAGUUGUAGUUUGUGAUGCCAAAGAAGUUCAACCUUCUCAAGAAGAAAAUGAACAUUUUGAAAAUAUCGGCCUUGAAGAUAACAUCAAUAAUAAUGAUACCUCAAAAGAGGAUCCAAUCACCUUCGAAGAGGUAAAUAUUCCAGAUAAAGAUAGAAACGUCGAUAAUUUUGAAAUUUCAAUUAAUUACGUUUCUAAUGGAAUACAAUGGAAUAGAAAUGAUAUUGAUGUUAAUGAUAUAUUUUCAUAUGCCAUCGCCACAGAUAUAAUGAAUGAACACGAUGACAAUGAGCCUAAAUCUAUUGACUAAUGUCGUCGUAGAAAUGAUUGGCCAAAAUGGAAUGAAGCAAUUCAGGUAGAAUUAAAAUCGCUAGAAAAGCGUAAUGUUUUUGGACCAAUUGUCCAUACGCCAAAAGGCGUAAAACCUGUCGGUUUUAAAUGGGUUUUUGUGCGUAAACGCAACGAGAAAAAUGAAAUCGUUAGAUACAAAGCCCGACUUGUUGCCCAAGGUUUUUCUCAAAUGCCAGGAAUCGAUUAUGAUGAGACGUAUUCUCCAGUAGUUGAUGCUACAACUUUAAGAUUUUUAAUUGGCAUGUCUGUUUUUGAAAGGCUGCAAAUGCGCCUAAUGGAUGUGGUGACCGCAUAUUUAUACGGUUCACUCGAUACAGACAUAUAUAUGAGAAUUCCUGAAGGCUUUAAAAUACCUGAUGCUUAUAGCUCGAAAUCUCGAGAUUUAUUUUCCAUAAAAUUGCAAAAGUCAUUAUAUGGAUUAAAACAAUCUGGACGCAUGUGGUAUAACCGUCUCAGUGAAUAUUUGAUUAAAGAAGGGUAUAAAAAUGAUCCUAUUAGUCCAUGUGUUUUCAUUCAGCGAUCCGAAUCAGGAUUCGCCAUAAUUGCAGUAUAUGUUGAUGAUUUGAAUAUAAUCGGAACUCCUAAUGAAAUUGAAAAUACUGCAAAAUAUCUCAUGAAAGAAUUUGAAAUGAAAGACCUUGGGAGAACAAAAUUUUGUCUCGGCAUUCAAAUUGAGCAUUUGAGAAAUGGUAUUUUCAUCCACCAAUCAAAUUAUACCGAGAAACUUUUGAAGCGAUUUUACAUGGAUAAAGCACAUCCACUCAAUUCUCCAAUGGUGGUUCGAUCUCUCAAUGUGCAUGAUGAUCCUUUCCGACCUUGUGAAGAUGAUGAAGAAAUCCUUGGUCCCGAAAUACCAUAUUUGAGUGCUAUUGGAGCAUUAAUGUAUUUGGCUAAUAAUACUCGACCAGAUAUUGCUUUUUCUGUAAAUUUAUUAGCCA
Molecule: messenger RNA, 1345 nt
Organism: Cuscuta epithymum
Lineage: Eukaryota; Viridiplantae; Streptophyta; Magnoliopsida; Solanales; Convolvulaceae
Source: the annotation of a GenBank genome assembly